Messenger RNA from Hevea brasiliensis (rubber tree), 2915 nucleotides. Its product is annotated as protein NSP-INTERACTING KINASE 1. Gene Ontology annotation, molecular function: ATP binding; protein binding; protein kinase activity. Gene Ontology annotation, biological process: protein phosphorylation. NCBI's taxonomy places the organism in Eukaryota, Viridiplantae, Streptophyta, Magnoliopsida, Malpighiales, Euphorbiaceae. The coding region runs from base 797 to 2671 and encodes 624 amino acids. The record is from RefSeq and is a predicted model, not a curated record. The transcript has 11 exons.
UGUAUGGCCACACUCUGGAAAUGUUGGAUUCUCCAAUGUUUUAAGCCAUUUUUCAUCAAAACUCAUUUUUUUUCUCUGCUUGCCCAUUUUCCUGAAAGUCCAGUAAGAGUACACACAGAUAUGAACAAUACUCUUUUCAUUGUAAUAUAUACUUGUCUUCUUUCUUCGCUGCAAAGCACACAGUACAACAUCUGUAAAAUCCCAAAACCCAUUUCCAGGCAAGAAGAUGAUGACUAAUGACUCACUAACCCAGAAAGAAUUUUGGUUUCAUUAUAUGCAUACAAAUAUUAGAAGAUGUUUAUUUUAGUAAUAAUUGCCAUUUCUCAUGCCUGGUUGCUUUUUGUUAAUAAAUUAUAGCAAAUGGAAAUAUAAAGUUCACAUGUUUAUCCUUUCCAGGGCAAUGUAUGAUUUAACUGACUAAUAUGACUUUACAAUUCUCUCCUUGCUUUAGGAAUAUUUAUCUAGUGUUUGAUUCUCUGGUUCUUUUAGGAUAAUGGACUAUAUAUAAUAUUCCUAUAUAUAUAAUUCAUUUCUUUAACCUACCGACUCAUUGACAGGCGUGCUAGUUCCCUUUAUACAACCAAAAAACUGAUUCUUUUCUUGUGUCUGAGUCUGACAAAAGAUUUUGGUGAAUGGAUUUCUCGCAUGGAAAGCAAGAAGUGGGUUCUAAUCUAAGGAUUACGUUAAACAAAAUUGACCCAUUUUGAAAGUUGGUAACAGUGGUAGAGAAACAGUGUUAUAAUUAGCAGAAUUUGAGUAUUUGUUUGUUUCUCUGCUCCUUGCACAUUCCACUUCAAUGGCUCUAAGAAGAAGAGAAGUUGUCUUUUAUUUUUGCACUUUUUUAUGGUUUUGGACUGCUGCAAAUGGAUUGCUAUCUCCCAAAGGAGUAAACUUCGAAGUGCAAGCUUUAAUGGGAAUAAAAGCUUCUCUCCAUGAUCCUCACGGUGUUCUUGAUAAUUGGGAUGGGGAUGCUGUUGAUCCCUGUAGCUGGACUAUGGUCACUUGUUCUCCUGAGAGUCUUGUCAUUGGCCUGGGAACUCCUAGCCAGAAUUUAUCUGGUACUCUUUCUCCAAGUAUUGGCAACUUGACUAAUCUUCAAAUUGUGCUCUUACAGAACAACAAUAUCACAGGACCAAUUCCUGGAGAGUUGGGGAAGCUCUCAAAUCUCCAUACACUUGAUCUUUCUAACAACUUCUUCACUGGUGAAAUUCCUUCUUCUUUGGGCAAUCUGAGGAGUCUCCAAUACAUGAGGCUAAAUAAUAACAGUCUCUCUGGAGCUUUCCCAAUGUCAUUGGCCAACAUGACCCUGCUUGUGUUUCUCGACUUGUCUUACAAUAAUCUCAGCGGCCCUGUAGCCAGAUUUCCUGCUAAGACAUUCAGCAUUGUUGGAAACCCUCUAAUCUGCCCAACUGGGUCUGAACCAGAAUGCUUCGGGACAGCACUAAUGCCAAUGUCCAUGAACUUGAAUGGCACACAAACUGACUUACCUUCUGGCAGACCAAGGAAUCACAAAAUAGCCCUUGCUUUUGGCUCUAGUGUUGGUUCUGUCUCACUCAUCAUUCUUGUUCUUGGAUUACUUCUAUGGUGGCGGCAAAGGCAGGAUCAACCAACACUUUUCAAUGUCAAGGAACGACACCACGAGGAAGUUUCUCUUGGAAACUUAAGGAGAUUUCAAUUUAGAGAACUUCAGUCAGCAACAAACAACUUCAGCAACAAGAAUAUACUUGGAAAAGGAGGCUUUGGCAAUGUUUACAAAGGGAUUCUCCAAGAUGGGACUGUUGUUGCUGUCAAGAGGCUUAAAGAUGGCAAUGCUGUUGGAGGAGAUAUUCAAUUCCAAACUGAAGUGGAGAUGAUCAGCCUAGCAGUGCAUCGUAACCUCCUCAGGCUAUAUGGAUUUUGUAUCACGCCAACAGAAAGGCUUCUAGUCUACCCAUACAUGUCUAAUGGCAGUGUCGCUUCCCGUCUUAAGGGGAAACCAGUCUUGGAUUGGGGCACCAGGAAGAGAAUUGCAUUAGGAGCUGCAAGGGGACUGUUAUACCUCCAUGAGCAGUGUGAUCCAAAGAUAAUUCAUAGGGAUGUUAAGGCAGCAAAUAUAUUGCUUGAUGACUAUUGUGAGGCUGUAGUAGGAGAUUUUGGGUUAGCAAAGCUUUUGGAUCAUCAAGAUUCACACGUCACCACAGCUGUAAGGGGCACGGUUGGGCACAUAGCACCAGAAUAUCUUUCUACAGGCCAGUCCUCUGAGAAAACAGAUGUUUUUGGAUUUGGCAUCCUGCUUCUUGAAUUAAUCACAGGCCAAAGAGCACUAGAAUUUGGCAAGGCAGCUAACCAAAAAGGAGCCAUGCUGGACUGGGUAAAGAAAAUUCAUCAGGAGAAGAAGCUUGAAAUUCUUGUAGAUAAGGAUCUAAACGGUAACUAUGAUAGAAUUGAGCUUGAGGAGAUGGUACAAGUGGCUCUUUUGUGCACCCAAUUCCUCCCAAGCCAUAGACCAAAAAUGUCUGAAGUAGUUAGAAUGCUUGAAGGUGAUGGUCUUGCAGAAAGAUGGGAAGCUUCUCAAAGACUAGAAGCAACCAAGUCCAAACCCCACGAGUUCUCUUCAUCAGAUCGUUAUUCUGAUCUCACUGAUGACUCUUCAUUACUAGUCCAAGCAAUGGAGCUUUCUGGCCCAAGGUGAAUUCUUUACAGAUCAAAUUUAUAGGUGAAUUUGUUUUGUAAUAGUGUUAUGAUGAUUGAAGGUUCUUUUUUGGUUGUACAAUAGGGAUGUUAUCAAACUCCAAAGGGUUUAGAAGUUUUCAUUGAAUUGUACAGAUUAUGUUUUUUGUGAAACUGGCAAUUCUUUUCGACUGAAAAUUCAUGUAUUUGUAUUCCAAUUGAGUGACAAUCUUGAUAAGGAAUCCAGUUUAACUCGUGACCUUCAA